GCGGGGGCAUGAGUCAGGGGUUUGGGAGCUGCCCCCGGGCUUUGGGAGCCAGGACUCGGUGCUGUUAGAGCAGGCGUGAGCUCGGCUGGUGGCAGAGGAUACCCGUGGCUGCGGGAGUUCGCGGAGGGACCCCGAGGCUCGUGAGCAGGAAAAGAAGCCAGGUGAGGACUGGUGGAUGGAAGAAGGAGCUGAAUUUGAAGGACACCGCAUCCUCUCAACCACCCUUUGAUUGAUGCCAGCCAAGCUUCCUCUUCCCGCCCCAGGGACCCGCAGUGCGGGUUAUGCUGGGGGCUUGGGUCCCCGUGGACAACCAGACAAUCAGGAGCAUCAUGGAGGACCGGCAGGAGGAUCACGAAGAGGGGCUGGAGGACGCUCUAGAACAGGAGGAAUAUGAAGACCUGGAUGUCCCCGUGAUUCAGGAGGAAGAGCCAGUAGCUGACCACGCUGAGCCGACAGCCACAGACCAAGACACGACCACAGACCCAGAAGCCACAUCGCGAGCUGGCACCCACGAGGUGUACGUGGAGCUGCAGGAACUGGUGAUGGAUGAGAAGAACCAGGAGCUGCGGUGGAUGGAGGCAGCACACUGGGUGCGGAUGGAGGAGAACCUCAGGGAGGAUGGGGUCUGGAGCCACCCGCACCUGUCCUACCUCACCUUCUGGAGCCUCUUGGAGCUGCAGAAAGCCUUUGCCAACGGGACCGUCCUCCUGGAUCUGCCAGAGACCUCCCUGGCGGGAGUGGCCAACCAGCUGCUGGAUGGGUUUAUCUACGAGGAGCAGAUCCGGCCUGAGGCCCGGGACCUGCUGCUCCGGGUCCUACUGCUGCAGCACAGCCAUGCCAAAGACCUGGAGGCCCUGGGGGGUGUGAAGCCCACGGUUCUGACGCGUUCUGGGGACCCCUCACAGCCUCUGCUCCCCCAGCACCCCUCAUUAGAGACGCAGAUCUUCUGUGAACAGGGACAGGAGGGCACAGAAGGGCAUUCACCAUCUGGAAUUCUGGAGAAGAUUCCCCCAGAUUCGGAGGCCUCCCUGGUGCUCGUGGGCCGAGCAGAGUUCCUCGAGCGCCCGGUGCUGGGCUUUGUGCGGCUGCAGGAGGCCGUGGAGCUGGAGGCCGUUCAGCUCCCGGUGCCCGUGCGCUUCCUCUUUGUGUUGCUGGGACCCGAGGCCCCCAACAUCGAUUACACCCAGCUUGGUCGGGCUGCGGCCACCCUCAUGUCAGAGAAGGUGUUCCGCAUGGAUGCCUACCUGGCCCAGAGUAAGGCGGAGCUGGUCUGCAACCUGGAGGGCUUCCUGGACUGCAGCCUGGUGCUGCCUCCCUGCGAGGCCCCCUCCGAGCAGGCCCUGCUCAGUCUGGUGCCCGUGCAGAAGGAGCUGCUGCGGAGGCGAUACCUGCGAAGCCCUGCCAAGCCUGAGCCCCUCUUCUACAAGGGCCUAGAUUUGUAUGGGGGUCCAGGGACCCCUGAUGGGCCAGACGACCCUCUGCAGCGGACAGGCCUGCUCUUUGGGGGUCUGGUGCGUGACAUCCGGCGCCGCUACCCCCGCUACUUGAGCGACAUCACGGACGCGUGCAGCCCCCAGGUCCUGGCCGCUGUCAUCUUCAUCUACUUUGCUGCCUUGUCACCUGCCAUCACCUUCGGCGGCCUCCUGGGAGAAAAGACCCAGAACCAGAUGGGGGUGUCGGAGCUGCUCAUCUCCACCGCGGCGCAGGGCAUUCUCUUCUCCCUGUUGGGGGCUCAGCCCCUGCUUGUGGUUGGCUUCUCAGGACCCCUGCUCGUGUUUGAAGAAGCCUUUUUCUCGUUCUGCACUAGCCACAACCUGGAGUACAUCGUGGGCCGCGUGUGGAUCGGCUUCUGGCUCGUCCUGUUGGUCGUGCUCAUAGUGGCCUUCGAGGGCAGUUUCCUGGUCCGCUUCAUCUCCCGCUACACCCAAGAGAUCUUCUCCUUCCUCAUCUCUCUCAUCUUCAUCUAUGAGACUUUCGUCAAGCUGAUCAAGAUCUUCCAGGACCACCCACUGCAGAAGCAUUAUGACCACAACGUGACACUGGUGCCCAAACCUCAGGCUCCCCUGCCCAACACAGCCCUCCUCUCCCUUGUGCUCAUGGCUGGCACCUUCUUCUUCGCCAUGCUGCUGCGAAAGUUCAAGAACAGCUCCUACUUCCCUGGCGUGCUGCGACGGAUCAUUGGGGACUUCGGGGUCCCCAUCUCCAUUCUGAUCAUGGUCAUGGUGGAUUUCUUCAUCGAGGACACCUACACCCAGAAACUCAGCGUGCCUAAAGGCCUCUCAGUGUCCAACUCCUCAGCCCGGGGCUGGGUCAUCCACCCACUGGGCUUGUAUUCACCUUUCCCCAUCUGGAUGAUGUUUGCCUCCGCCCUGCCUGCCCUGCUGGUCUUCAUCCUCAUCUUCCUUGAGUCUCAGAUCACCACGCUGAUUAUCAGCAAACCAGAGCGCAAGUUGGUCAAGGGCUCUGGCUUCCACCUGGACCUGCUGCUGGUCAUUGGCAUGGGCGGUGUGGCUGCCCUCUUUGGGAUGCCCUGGCUCAGUGCCACCACCGUCCGUUCUGUCACCCACGCCAAUGCGCUCACUGUCAUGGGCAAGGCCAGCGCCCCAGGGGCUUCCGCCCAGAUUCAGGAGGUCAAGGAGCAGCGGAUCAGCGGGCUCCUGGUUGCUGUGCUCGUGGGCGUGUCCAUCCUCAUGGGGCCCAUCCUGUCCCGCAUCCCCCUGGCUGUGCUGUUCGGCAUCUUCCUCUACAUGGGGGUCACGUCCCUCAGCGGCAUCCAGCUCUUUGACCGCGUCUUGCUCCUGUUCAAGCCGUCCAAGUACCACCCCGAUGUGCCCUACGUCAAGCGGGUGAGGACCUGGCGGAUGCACUUGUUCACGGUCAUCCAGAUCGUCUGCCUGGCAGGGCUGUGGGCCGUGAAGACCUUCCCCACCACCUCGCUGGCCCUGCCCUUCGUCCUCAUCCUCACGGUGCCUCUGCGCCGCCUCCUGCUGCCGCUCAUCUUCCAGAAGCUGGAGCUCCAGUGUCUGGAUGCUGACGACGCCAAGCCGACCUUCGAUGAAGAGGAGGGUCAGGAUGCGUACGACGAGGUGACCAUGCCCGUGUGAGGGGAAGGCAUGGGCCUCCAAGCCCCCUCCACCCUCCCACUUCCCCACUCUCCCAGGAAAAGCAGAAGUUCACGGGCAUCUCAUGGACUCUCACAUCCCUCCUGGGGUAGCAACUGGGGCCUUGUGAGUUGUGGGUGGGGGAAUGGAAGGGGUGUCUAGAAACCCUACCACAAGGGCUAAACCAGCUUUUAUGGUCAGUAGGGUCCACACUGGGGAAUUCGCUCUGCAGUCUCUCCGGCUGCCAUGUUACCACGUUGCCACGUGGGGCUCCCAAGCUGGAGGACUUAGAUCUGAGCCAACCUCUUCACAGCACAGACAGGGGCAGGAGCAAGGGAGGUAGAGGGGGUGGGGUUCAAGUUCCUGCAUGCUGUGUGACCUUGGGCAAGUCCCUUGACUUCUCCAGCCUCUGCUUCCCCUUCUGUAAAAUGGGUAUAUUUAUAGUAAUACCCACGUUAUAGGAUGGUUACUGGGGACCAAAGAUAAAUGUGAAAAAGGGGCCUUGUCCACUCUGAAAGGACUAUCAUAUGGUAGUCAUCAUUCUUCUUCAGGCCAUCCCAAGGUCACACAGCUCUUGCCCAAGUUCAUACAGCUCCUGAGCCUCACGGCUGGGAUCUGAACCAGGUCUCCUGACUCUGAGGCCAGAGCCCUACGCUCUGCCUCAGUCACCUACCUUCCCAUGCUUAGAGAUGCCCCUGCUGACCCCCCCACCUCCCCCUGUCUGCUCCCACCCCCAUCCUGGGGACCCUCUUCUCAGGGGCAGAGGGAGGAGUCCUGGUGAGGGCAAGUUUCGGGUGAGGUACAAUCACUGGGACUCAGGACUCCAAAGUGCUCACUCCCUCCUCCCAUGCUCGCACUCAUUCACGCAUUCAUUCAUUCCACAAACAUUUAUGGAGGGCCCCAGACCCCGCAGCUAUAGAAGCAACUAAGACGAGACCCUGCUGUGGGGUGAGGUGCAGGAGUGGGGGCAAUGCACAGUCUGUUCUAGAUUUGGAUGGAGGAGGGUGGGAGGAAAUGGCGGGGGGGGGGAAGGGAGGGAGGUUUGUAAUUUAUUGAUUGUAUUUUCUAAGAGCUCUCAUUGUACUCUGGCUUCACACGCACACACGCAGUCCUCUAGUUUGAGACCCACUGUCCACGAUCUCAGCGCAGCUGAAUCUUGGGGAGAACCCAGAUUUGAUCAACUGGGGUAAAGGCCAGCGGGCUCUGCAGAAUAUGGGCAUAAUCUAUUUUUUUACAAAACAAAAAUAUAAAAAGAGCUGAAAGAGCUGGAAGUGGUGAGAAAUGGUUGAAACGGAGAACCAGGGGCUCGGGGCACCUGACAGGAGGCUCUCGGGUGCUGCCCUGAAGGCCGACAGCCGCCUCUCACCACUUCACCGCCCUGUGCCUCAGAUUCCUCAUCAGGAAGGUGGGGACGAUAAUGGUACCUACCUUGUAGGAUUGUUGUAAGGAUUAAAUGAGACAGUAAAGCGCAUGCUUAGCUCAGCCUGACCUCAGGCCUCCGAGGAAGCGCUCAAUAAACGUUAGCUGUUGGUGGGGUUACCCUCGCGGGGGUCGCCCUGCCCCCUCCCUCCUGCUCCUUGGACACUGCUAAGGAAAGUGGAAAGAAAGCCACCCACUCUGCUAGCUCCCUUCCCCUUGAUGCUUGGUUAUAGGUUUUGCCAAUAAAUGCGUCUGCGGUGGA
Molecule: messenger RNA, 4782 nt
Organism: Ailuropoda melanoleuca (giant panda)
Lineage: Eukaryota; Metazoa; Chordata; Mammalia; Carnivora; Ursidae
Gene: SLC4A1
Product: solute carrier family 4 member 1 (Diego blood group)
Exons: 21
Coding region: 282-3104 (940 amino acids)
Biological process (GO): transmembrane transport; bicarbonate transport; regulation of intracellular pH
Cellular component (GO): basolateral plasma membrane; plasma membrane
Molecular function (GO): monoatomic anion transmembrane transporter activity; bicarbonate transmembrane transporter activity; solute:inorganic anion antiporter activity
Source: RefSeq, a predicted model, not a curated record